Lodderomyces jiufengensis is the source of this 702-nucleotide messenger RNA. It is a transcript of the gene PEX11, whose product is annotated as Pex11p. Gene Ontology annotation, cellular component: peroxisomal membrane. Lineage: Eukaryota; Fungi; Ascomycota; Pichiomycetes; Serinales; Debaryomycetaceae. The record is from RefSeq and is a predicted model, not a curated record. Bases 1 to 702 code for a protein of 233 amino acids. Gene Ontology annotation, biological process: regulation of peroxisome size; peroxisome fission. The transcript has a single exon.
AUGGUUGCUGAUUCAAUAAUUUAUCAUCCAACUUUAACUAAGUUAGUUAAAUUUUGGGAUUCAACUCCACAAAGAGAAAAAACUUUUAGAUUAUUAGCUUAUUUAUCAAGAUUUUUAUCAUAUUAUACUUAUAAAAAGGGUUAUUCAAAAGAAACAAUUGAUAUGUUUAAAUCUUUAAAAGGACAUUUUACUUUUAUUAGAAAAGGUAUGAGAUUUUUUAAACCUGUUCCUCAUUUACAAGCUGCUGCAAAAGCUUAUGAUAAUAAAUUAAUGGACCCAAUUUUACAAAUCACCACAAUAGUUAGAAACUUGGGUUAUGCAGGUUAUUUAACUGUUGAUGCAUUAGUAUUUGCAAAAUUAUUAGGUCUUGUUUCAAGUAAAAAAUGGCCCAAUUUAUCAACUUAUGCUUCAAGAUUUUGGUUAAUUGGUUUAGUUGCUGGUUUAAUUAAUUCUUUAAGAAUAAUAUAUUCAUUAUCAAAUUAUGAACAAUCAACAACUGAUGAAAAAUCAACCGUUGACAUAAAAGCUAUUAAUAAUAAAUUAUAUGCUGCAAAGAGAAAAUUAAUUUGGGAUUUAUUAGAUACUUUUAUUGCAUUAAAUUCAUUAAAUUACUUACAUUUCACUGAAGGUGAUGUUGGUUUAGCUGGUGUUAUUACUUCAAUUAUGGGAUUAGAAGAUUAUUGGAAAGCUCAAAAAAUUUAA